Xenopus laevis (African clawed frog) is the source of this 2963-nucleotide messenger RNA. It is a transcript of the gene ccne1.L, whose product is annotated as cyclin E1 L homeolog. The coding region runs from base 241 to 1467 and encodes 408 amino acids. The record is from RefSeq and is a predicted model, not a curated record. Lineage: Eukaryota; Metazoa; Chordata; Amphibia; Anura; Pipidae. The transcript is spliced from 12 exons. Gene Ontology annotation, cellular component: nucleus.
AAGGUCGGCUCCGGUCCGUAACUGCACGUUUUUCGUUUAUCUUGAGUUUGAGGCAGGGUCAUUUGUGAGUGGAGUCAGGGGGUGAUGGUGGCGAAGGAGGGAGGAUAUCGCGCCUGCUGCAGUUUGAAUGUACCGCCGUUUGUCCUAUAAAGGCUGAACCCGCCAGCUCAGUCUGCCCAUCCGGAGCCAGGAACAGCUGCAGGACUUUAAAGUUGUCCUUAAUUGAAAAAAAGCCCUGAAAUGCCAGUGAUAAGCAAUCCUGCAGUUGAGAAAAGCACAAAGGAUGAGGGGACAGCAAGCUGUAGUGUGCGCUCCAGAAAGAGAAAGGCAGAUGUGGCUAUUUUCUUGCAAGACCCAGACGAGACCUUGGAUAGCUUGGAAAUGACCAAGAAAAAACAAUAUCAGGACAGGGGACCAUGGAGCAAUGAAAUGACAUGCAAAAGCCCCCACAAAUUGAUUCCUACACCAGAAAAAGAGGAACACGAGCCAAACCCUACCAACUACUCACACUUUGCUUCUCUCCGGUUCAGCCCAGUCAGCGUUUCUCCUCUUCCACGUCUUGGGUGGGCUAAUCAGGAUGAUGUCUGGAGGAACAUGUUAAACAAAGACCGAAUUUACCUGAGAGACAAGAAUUUCUUUCAGAAACAUCCCCAGCUGCAACCUAAUAUGAGGGCAAUCCUCCUAGAUUGGCUAAUGGAGGUUUGUGAAGUAUACAAACUUCACAGAGAAACAUUUUAUCUAGCACAAGAUUUCUUUGAUCGGUUUAUGGCGACUCAAAAAAAUGUGAUUAAAAGUCGACUGCAGCUUAUUGGAAUCACAUCUUUGUUCAUUGCUGCUAAGCUGGAGGAAAUAUACCCUCCAAAGCUGCAUCAGUUCUCAUUUAUCACAGACGGUGCCUGUACAGAAGACGAAAUUACAAGGAUGGAGUUGAUCAUAAUGAAGGAUCUUGGUUGGUGCUUAAGUCCGAUGACUAUAGUUUCUUGGUUUAAUGUCUUCUUGCAAGUUGCGUAUAUAAGGGAACUGCAGCAGUUCCUGCGCCCACAGUUCCCUCAGGAAAUUUAUAUACAGAUCGUGCAGCUGCUGGAUUUGUGUGUGCUUGAUAUUUGUUGCCUGGAGUAUCCAUAUGGAGUUCUCGCAGCUUCUGCCAUGUAUCAUUUUUCUUGUCCUGAGCUAGUGGAAAAAGUUUCAGGGUUUAAGGUGACAGAGUUACAAGGGUGCAUAAAGUGGCUUGUUCCUUUUGCAAUGGCCAUAAAAGAAGGUGGAAAAUCAAAGUUAAAUUUUUUUAAAGGUGUUGAUAUAGAAGAUGCACACAAUAUACAGACACAUAGUGGUUGUUUGGAACUGAUGGAAAAGGUUUACAUCAACCAGGCUCUGUUAGAGGAGCAGAAUAGGACCUCACCUAUACCUACUGGUGUUCUGACUCCUCCCCAGAGUAACAAGAAACAGAAAUCUGAUCGAGCAGACUAACAGUGCUUUAACUCUGUGCAUCACACUUGUCCUUUAAAUGGAGACUGUAAGCUUUUAUGAACUUUUUUUACUUGGACACCACUUUUACACAAAGUAUUUUGAAACAAAAGGCUAUAGGAAACAUGAAAAGGUCAAAUGAUCAUUAUGCUGCUAUGGAGGAUGCUACUUGAUGGAGAUCAGCUGCUCGGGGCCAAGAAAAACAGAAUGAGCUACCAUAUUAGGGAGACUGUAGCUGGACUUCAGAUGAGCUAAUCAAAGUGCAAUUUCUUUUUUAAAGAAUCUGGCAUGAGUGUUGCCUUUUUAUUUUUAUUUUUUAACUUUAAAAUGAAUGCUGCUACAUAUCUAUCUUUUUUUUUUUUUUUUUAAUAAAGAUGCUGUUUAGAAGACAGCUGUUUUUUUUUAAUAUUUUCAGCUGGUGUCUGAUUUUCCAUGUUAAUGUAAUCUUCAACAAAAGCUUUAUGAUUGGUUAUUUAAAUCUAUCUAUGCGAGACGUUCAAAAUAACAAAUUAUUUAUGUGAAAAGGGCAGCUCUGACUCUGUAGCCUGUCCAACAUCCCAUCAGAGCUCACAGUGGACCACAAGAGAUGCCUUUUGGCAAGUCUGUACUAAAUUACCAUGCAAGCUGAAGUUAAGCUAUAGAGGCAUUUCUGCCACAGUACAGUUGAGUAAUUUACAGUACAGCUGCAAUGCUGUGCUGUAUAGAAGUUGAUACAGAGGGUUGUGCAUUACUUCAAUUAUCUAAGAAAAUGGUACAGUACGCCACAUGAGUACAAGCUAAUUUUGUAUUAAAUUUGAUUGAAUAGAAUCAACCAUCACAACAUCACCCGGCAGUGCAUUCCACAACCUUACUGUGAAGAACCACCUACGUUACUUUAAAUUAAAGUUCUUCUAGUUUGAAGGGGUGGGCUCUGGUACAGUGAUCCUCUUUAUGGGUAAAACGGUCCCCUGCUAUUUGUCUAUGAUGUACUAAUAUAUUAUUAUUGCAACUUCUGGAGAUACUGUAAGUAAUAAUGUUUGCAGGCACGCCUAUACCUAAAAAUGGGAGUUUUGGUAGUAAUUCAGAUAGGUGAGGUUUGUGUGGGGGGAAAAAAAAAAUUAAGAGUGACUGAAAUAAAAAUAAGGGAUAAAUGGGCUAGAGAUAUUCCAGGCCUGGAGGAGGAGAUGUGGACAGAUGCACUGAGACAGGUCCCAGAUAUUACCAUAUCAGUUAGAGACGGGUAUAUCCAAACUAAGUUUCUAAACAGAGUAUACCUUACACCGUGUAGACUAGCGAAAAUAUAUCCUAUGGUUUCAGACCAAUGCAAUAAAUGCAACCAAGAGGUAGGAACAGUUAUGCAUGUAUUUUGGGAAUGCCCAAGAAUUCAAGGGUUCUGGGAAGGGGUUCUGCAACACGCCUCUCUAGUCUUGGAUGUCCCAAGUUUUAGAACCCUGUUGGUCUGUCUCCUGGGUGUUAUGGACAACCUGGGUUUGAAAGCUAUAGUCAAACUUUGCUACCUA